CCCGGGGGCCGGGAGCACAGCCGUCGCCGCCUCCUCCUCGGUGUCCUCGGCUCUUGCUAUACGCCUGCCGCCUCUGCUGCAGCAACCGGGCCCCGGGGCCCGCGAGCGAGGGGGCACCGGAUCCAUCCCCGGGUCACCCUCCGGGCCCGGCACCAUUGGAAGAGGCAUGGGGGGCUGCUGAGAGCUUGUCCUCUUGCUGCCGGCAUCUCCUGAGGGCAGUGGACACUGGACUCCAGCCAGCCGCGGGCACCUCUGCUCCCAGGUCUCGGCGCCUGACACAAGCCUUCGAGCUGCCCCACUUCGGUUCUAAGCAUCCCCGCGCUACCCCCCGCCCGCGGCCCGGACACCUGGGUCCUCCCGGCGGUCCCGGCGGGGGCGGGGGGGUUGGGGUAUGAAGCCGCUGGAAAAAUUUUUGAAGAAGCAGACGUCGCAGCUGGCUGGGCGGGCUGUAGGAACAGGACCCGGAGGGGGUACUGGGGGGUGUGGCGGGCCUGGGGGCGGAGGGGGAGGAGGGCCUGCGGGAGGCAGUGGCCCAGUGGGGGGACCCCGACAGCUGCAGAGACGCCAAAGUGUAUCUCGCUUGCUGCUCCCUUCUUUUCUCCGGGAACCCCCGGCCGAACCCGGGCUGGAGCCGCCUACGGAGGAGGAAGAGGGAGAUCCCGGCAGGACCGCAGGGGAGCCAGUUGGAGGGGGACCCUGCUGGUUGCAGCUGGAUGAAGCCCCGGGCCCCGGCCCCCUUGGAGUGGGGGGGCCUCUUCGCUCCCCUUCGUCCUACUCAUCGGAUGAGCUGUCCCCAGGCGAGCCCCUCACUCCACCUCCCUGGCUCCCUCUGGGGGCCCUCGACCAGCCCGAGCAUCUGCUGAACCGAAUCCUAGAGCGGCUGGCUGGAGGGGCUCCCCGGGACAGUGGGACCUCAGACAUUCUGCUGGAUGAUUUUGUCCUCACUCACUCGCUCUUCCUCCCUACUGAGCGCUUCCUGCAGGAGUUGUACCAGUACUUUGUUCAGUCGGACGGUAUUGAGGGGGCUGAGGGGUUAGGCCGGAAACAGGCGUGCUUGGCUGUGCUCCUCCACUUUCUGGAGACAUACCAAGGAUUACUGCAGGAGGAAGAAUGUGCUGGUCGAAUCAUUAAGGACCUGUAUCUGCUGAUCAUGAAAGAUGAAUCCCUCUAUCAGGAUCUCCGAGAGGACACCCUGAGACUACACCAGCUGGUGGAGACAGUAGAACUCAAGAUCCCGGAAGAGAGCCAGCCACCCAGCAAGCAAGUAAAGCCGCUGUUCCGUCACUUCCGCCGAAUAGACUCCUGCCUGCAAACUCGGGUGGCUUUCCGGGGCUCGGAUGAGAUCUUCUGCAGGGUCUACAUGCCUGACCACUCCUACGUGACCAUCCGAAGCCGCCUGUCUGCCUCGGUGCAGGACAUCCUGGGUUCGGUGUCAGAGAAGCUGCAGUACUCAGAGGAGUCAGCCGGGCGGGAGGACUCCCUCAUCCUUGUGGCUGUGGCCUCCUCAGGAGAGAAAGUCCUGCUACAGCCCAGUGAGGAUUGUGUCUUUACCACCCUGGGCAUCAAUAGCCACUUGUUCGCCUGUACCCGGGACAGCUAUGAAGCACUGGUGCCCCUCCCUGAGGAGAUCCAGGUGUCUCCUGGGGACACAGAGAUUCAUCGAGUGGAGCCAGAGGAUAUUGCCAAUCACCUCACUGCCUUCCACUGGGAACUGUUCAGAUGUGUACACGAGCUGGAGUUCGUGGACUACGUGUUCCACGGGGAGCGGGGCCGACGGGAGACAGCCAACCUGGAACUUUUGCUUCAGCGGUGCAGUGAGGUCACCCACUGGGUGGCCACCGAGGUUCUGCUCUGUGAGCCCCUUGGGAAGCGAGCACAACUGCUCAAGAAGUUCAUCAAGAUAGCAGCCAUCUGUAAACAGAAUCAGGACCUGUUGUCUUUCUAUGCUGUGAUUAUGGGGCUGGAUAAUGCUGCUGUCGGCCGCCUUCGGCUCACCUGGGAGAAACUACCAGGAAAAUUCAAAAACUUGUUCCGAAAAUUUGAGAAUUUGACAGAUCCCUGCAGGAACCACAAAAGUUACAGAGAGGUUGUAUCUAAGAUGAAGCCACCAGUGAUCCCCUUCGUGCCUCUGAUCCUCAAAGACUUGACAUUCCUGCAUGAAGGCAGCAAGACUCUCCUGGAUGGAUUAGUUAACAUUGAGAAGCUGCAUUCAGUGGCAGAAAAAGUGAGAACAAUCCGGAAAUAUAGAAGUCGGCCCCUCUGCCUCGAGAUGGAAGCGUCACCUCACCACCUGCAGACAAAGGCCUACGUGCGCCAGUUCCAGGUCAUUGACAACCAGAAUCUGCUCUUCGAGCUCUCCUACAAGUUGGAGGCCAAUAGUCAGUGAGGGUGGGGGGACUAGGGGUACCAAUCCAGCUACCUCUCCGGGAGCCCUUGGUACCCACACCUGGCACUCAAGCACUUUCCCCGUGUGUCCCUCCCCUCUUCCCAUCUCCUCCUUGCCCUGACAGAUCUCCCUCCUUCCUGGAGGGUUGGUUAGAAAUUAGCUUUGUUGCACUGAGAUCUUAGGCCUGUUCUUUCCAGGCUACCUAAAUUUUGGUUUUCUCGAUUCUUUCUCCUGUCUCUCCUCUACAUACCCUCCCAUCCCAAGUCCCCAGACAAUGGAGCAGUUUCCUCCUCUGUUCCCUUCCUGUAGGGGAUGGGGAUCAGUCUAAGGAGGGAAUUUCCAGCCCUCCUCAGAGCAGGGUAGGAAAGGAAUUGUGGAGGGAAACCAGCAGCCUCCAUUCCUCCUAACUUCUUCUCUGAUGGUCUUGGGAUCCCUCUUUGCUAUCAGGGGAGAGAGACUCCCUUCCCAAAUCUUACUCUUAUCCGUUUUACAACUCUCCCUUUCCUAGAUUUAGUUGGAGGGAGGGGAAGGGAUUGUUGUGAGAAAGGAAUGGGAUCUCUAGGUGUGUUGUACGAGGUGAUCUCUGCAGUUUGGUGCUACCCUUGUCUGCCUCGGCCUGGGAGGGGCCUGGGUUUUUCUUCAUUCUCUCUUCCCCACUAGCCCCUUCCAGGUUUCUCCUCCCACUCUGCUCCCCAGAUGCUACCCCACAAGCCCAAGCUUGUGGGUGAAGCUUUCCCUGGGGGCAGGGAGCAGCAGCAGGUGGGAGGUGUACCCAUGAGCCCCUGCGCAACUCCCUCUGUCCUUCCCUCUCCCCCAUUUCCAAAAUAUCCCUGGGGAGGGGGUGAGAGGGCAGCAGAUGCUCAGGGAAACAUAGACUUAAGCUGCCUACUGUACUCAACCCUCUUCUCCUGGGAGGUAUAGAAGAGGGAAAUGAGGCACAGAGUCAGGAGUUAAGGGUCCUUGAUAACAAAUAUCAUCUUUACCCUGUUUUGUUUGCUUUGGGGUAUCUAGUCACAGAAAUGGGAAUUUUCUCUUUCCCUGCUCCACUCCCCAGCCCACCCCCAAAUCUCCUUCUGUUCCCAGAAUCUGGCACAACAAAGAUGGGAAGAUGGAUGUCUGUGUCUCUCCCUCUUUUUCUUCUUUCUUUUCUCCCCAUCAGGGUUUGGGUGGGUCUGGCUUCUCAUUCCUUGAACAGGGAACCCUCUCACCCCGAGAAGGGGAGGCUCCAAAGGCAGAGAAUGGACCUUGUGUGGCAAUGCUUUUGCUACCUCUCUCUGUCUCCCCCACUGUGGGCCUCCCAGGUUGGGAGUCGAGGGGGUGUGGGUACAGGGGCCCCUGGCAGCUACUGGGCAUGGUUUCUUGGCAGUACCCUGCCCUCUUAUUUGGCUCCUCCUCUCCCUUUUUGUGGCAGCUGUGGCUGCUUCUUUUCCUUUGAGAAUGUAUAUAUUUUUUACCAAAUGCUCUUUAAUUGUAAAUUUAUUUUUUAAAACAAAAAGAGGGAAAGAGCCUUGUAUAAUAUGUAAUGCUGUAUCAUACGUAACAUUGUACAGUCCCUUUUAUAUGGCCCAUCUGUCUUGUUCUUGCUACAAAAUGUCCCUACACCCACACACAGACACUACCAUACACUCCCACACUACACAUUCACUGUUCCCAACUCAUCUCCCUAUCCCAUUCCGUCUGUGCACUUUCCUUCUUAAUCCCCCGUAUCUUCUCUCCCCAAUGCCCCUCAAAAAAUCAUAUAGCUUUUUUGCCACACUCACUCUUACCUGCUGUAGAAUCCCCCUACCCAUUCCUACUCCUAUGGAUAUUUGCACAAGUGUGUAUGGCAUCUUAGCCCAUUUGUAAACACAUUUUUGGUCAUACUGGCUCCCAUCCAUCCCCCUGAUCCCUACUUCCUUAUUCUCACCCACAUACCCACUGCCUGCCUUUAUUCCCACCUCCCCCUGCACCCCUCUACCCAAGACAGCUUUAACAGAAUGAAUGGUGUGUACUGUGCAGUUUUGGUUGUUGGACGGAGAAAAGGCUAAUAAAGUCUCCGAACUAAUA
Messenger RNA from Antechinus flavipes (yellow-footed antechinus), 4432 nucleotides. RefSeq names its product Rap guanine nucleotide exchange factor like 1 (gene RAPGEFL1). Gene Ontology annotation, cellular component: plasma membrane. Gene Ontology annotation, biological process: positive regulation of GTPase activity; Ras protein signal transduction. The record is from RefSeq and is a predicted model, not a curated record. Bases 392 to 2386 code for a protein of 664 amino acids. Gene Ontology annotation, molecular function: guanyl-nucleotide exchange factor activity. The transcript has 15 exons. Lineage: Eukaryota; Metazoa; Chordata; Mammalia; Dasyuromorphia; Dasyuridae.